Messenger RNA from Perca fluviatilis (European perch), 1022 nucleotides. RefSeq names its product claudin 5b (gene cldn5b). Gene Ontology annotation, cellular component: plasma membrane; bicellular tight junction. Bases 178 to 828 code for a protein of 216 amino acids. Gene Ontology annotation, molecular function: structural molecule activity. NCBI's taxonomy places the organism in Eukaryota, Metazoa, Chordata, Actinopteri, Perciformes, Percidae. Gene Ontology annotation, biological process: cell adhesion; bicellular tight junction assembly. The transcript has a single exon. The record is from RefSeq and is a predicted model, not a curated record.
CAGCAACAACAGCAGCAGCAGCGUCACAUAAAUAAAAAAGCCACAGAGCGCACGCACUCAGAGACCACAGGGACAGCUGACAGAGACAGAGACAGACGAGUCCAUAAGAAUUGACUCUAAAUUGUCACAUCAGGAGUUUUUUUUUUUUCCCCUUCCAGAAGGAUUUCAAGAGGAGUCAUGCUUGCUGCGUGCCUGGAGUUCCUGGGCUUGGCGCUCUGCCUCACGGGCUCGCUGCUCGCGAUGGUCGCGUGCGGGCUGCCCAUGUGGAAGGUGACCGCCUUCAUCGACUCCAACAUCGUGGUGGCUCAGACCAUCUGGGACGGCCUGUGGAUGUCGUGCGUGGUGCAGAGCACGGGCCAGAUGCAGUGCAAGGUGCACGACUCGGUGCUGGCGCUGACGCAGGAUCUGCAGACGGCCCGGGCCCUCACCGUCAUCUCGGCGGUGCUCGGGGUCGUGGCGCUCACGGUGACGGUCGCCGGGGCGCAGUGCACCAACUGCAUCAAGGACGAGACGGUGAAGGCGAAGGUGGUGAACGCCGGGGGCGUCAUUUACAUCGUGAGCGGGCUCUUCGUGCUCGUCCCGCUCUGCUGGAUGGCCAACAACAUCAUCGUGGACUUCCACAACCCGCAGGUCCCGCCGUCCAAGAAGCGCGAGAUCGGCGCGGCGAUCUACAUCGGCUGGGCCGCCACGGCGCUGCUGCUGCUCGGCGGGACUCUGCUCUGCUGCUCCUUCUCCCAGGGGGUGAGGGGCGCCUACUACCCCAAGUACGCCCCCACCAAGACGAUCACAUCCAACGGGGACUUGAGCCUUAAGAAGCAUUAUGUAUAAACUUUAAGUUUUGUAUUUUUUUUUGGGGAGAUUUAUUUUUAUUUUUUGGAAACAGAGCUGAAGGAAAGCGUCGACACAACUUCUGCUGCUGCUGCUGGGAAAGUUUGGAAUGAUGUGGUGCCAAACAGUGGUCUAGUCUAAUGUAUUGUAGUGGGUAUACUGUACUGUAUAUGUAUGGGACAGAAUGGGCCUUU